Molecule: messenger RNA, 966 nt
Organism: Cercopithifilaria johnstoni
Lineage: Eukaryota; Metazoa; Nematoda; Chromadorea; Rhabditida; Onchocercidae
Source: the annotation of a GenBank genome assembly
AUGGUAGAAGAAAUAAGUUGUAAUAGCAGUAGUAGCAGUAUUAGUAACUUCAGUAACGAUACUAAUAGUAAGGUAUCGUAUUUGUCGAGUGUAAAAAGCAGUAUAACAUUUCGAUCCGGUGUAUUCCCGGUGUCGUCUCAGAUUACGUCGUCAUCCUUCUGUAGUGUCAUAACUGAUCGGUCCAAGGUUUGCCGAUAUUGCUUGUCAGAUGAUGAUAUUAGUGAUUGGUUGGCACCAUGUAAGUGUAUUGGAACGAUGAAGUGGGUUCAUCUGAGUUGUUUCGAGCAGUGGCUUUCCUUUGCGCCUUAUACUAUGAAAUACAGUUGUGCUAUAUGCAAUUAUGUGUAUCGGCGUCAGUGGAGAUUAAAGCCUUACAAACAUUGGCAUUGGCCGCAGUUCCAUCUGCGGUUCCCUAUUGAUGAGUGCUUCAAGGAAGUAGUUGCGCGCCUUGGAACUAUGAAAAAUGAUAACUGGGAGGUAAGCGAAUCAUUCGAUGAUGGAUCCAGUGAUGGAGAUCAAUCUCCACGGACAAAUCUGAAGAUUUGCAGAUUUUGUUAUGUGGAAGGGUCGGGUGAAAUUGAUUGGCUAAGACCUUGUAAAUGUUCCGGUUCAAUAUUAUGGGUUCAUAAGCAAUGCUUCAAUUCUUGGCUGGGAAAAGCUUCUGGAAGGAGCAAAAUACAAUGUCAAAUAUGCAGAUUCACAUACAGAAAAAUGUUGUUUCUCAAGCCCUGGAAAGAAUGGUGUCUUCCGGAUUUGCAUUUGUCAUUUGUCGAUGUGUUAGAAUUGCUAUUCGAUGCUUUCAUUUUAUACCGAAUGAAAUUUGUUCAUACUCUUAAUAGGCCAACCUCGAUAGUAGGUGGAAUUAUCCGAACUUCCUACAUUUUUCAUCGAUUUGGCUUUUAUGUACGAGCAUUUUCAACUGUUGCAUCUUCCUUUUUCACCGUUGUCAUAAUUGAUGCUGUUUGA